UUAUUAAGGUUAGGUCGCUUUUAUAGUUUGUUUAUUUAUUAGAAAAAUUCGAAAAAUAUGAGCGAAAAUUCAAAAAUAUGCUGUAUUUGUCUACAAGAAUGUAUGUACCUGCUCACUUUGAGUGAAGAUGGUUUUAGUGAAAGCAUUAGGAAUAUUGAGAAAUUGCAGGCUUGCCUUCCCAACCAGCAUUGGGAGGCAAUUUUCAACAUUUGCCAUGAGUGCAUUAGUAAACUGGACAGUGCAUACAGCUUCAUCCAGUUGUGCUUAAGAAGCGAGGAAUAUAGAACUCUCCAAAUCCAGAAGUUGACUUGUCCAGCUGAUAUCGAGUCUGAAUUUACAUGUUAUGAAUGCAACAAAUCAUUUAGAUUAAAGAGAACGUUGAGUUUGCAUAUAACCAGGAUUCACACCAACCCAAAAAAGAAUUCGAAAAGAAAACUUUCAACGCUCACCGAACAAACAGAGGCGCACGGUGUGGAGGAUAAUAAGUAUAAUGUGAAAGCAGAGGAAGCAGGGAAUGACAUAAAAUUUGAGCUUGAAACCGCAGUAAAGACUGACGAUAAUUUUAAAACCGAAUCAAUACCUCACGCUGCCCAGACUGAUAGUGAUUUUGACGAUUUCAACGACUUUAACAACUACUCUAGCGAUGAAAACGUGGUCGUUAAAGAGAAGAAAUUGUAUACAGGCAAGAAAAGGGGCCCAAAACUCAAAGCUCCACAAAAGUGCCAAUAUUGCGAGUUGGAGUUCACUAGAUCAGACAGAUACGUGCACCAUGUAAGGUCAAAACACACAUUUGAAAAGCCAUUCAAAUGCGACAUUUGUGAUGCUAAGUAUUACAGCCAACAUAAUCUUAAUAUUCAUCUGCGGAAGCAUCGAAAUGAGAAGCCAUUUGUUUGCUCGGUUUGCGGGAAAUGCUUCAUAUCUUCGAACGACUUGUGGCAACAUAACAAGAUCCAUGAUGAAGUCAGACAGUAUGCCUGUGAUGAAUGUGAGAAAAGCUUUAAGACUCAUAGUAACUUAAGAACGCAUAAGCUACAAAUGCACCAAGAUCCAGGCAUGUGGAAGUACGUUUGCACUGUUUGUGGCAAAAAAUUCCCCUUGAACAACAACCUUAUUAAGCACAUGAGGCGACAUGAAGGCAUAAAAGACUUCGAGUGCCAUUUAUGCGAAAAAAAAUUUGUGGAAAAAAUCGACCUACAAUCGCAUCUUCUAAGCCAUUCCAACGAGCGCAAUUUUAAAUGCCAUGUCUGCUUCAAGCAGUACAAGAAGCGAGAGACGUUGAGACGGCAUUUGAAGAUUGAGCACAAUUUAGGCAAUUUUGUGGUGAAAAAGCCGGAAAAAAAGCUGGGCUGUCCAAUGUGUCCGAAGAUUUUUGCGUUUAAAAACAAGUUGCAACGACACAUUUUAACGCACACCGGCGAAAAACCGUAUAAAUGUACAGUGUGCGACAAGAGAUUUCGUGAUAAUUAUGAUAGAAAUACCCAUCUUAGGCAGGUGCAUAAUAUCGAACCCAAGGAUGGUCCUAAGAUGGAUAUUGAGUAAUUGUUGAAUUUAUCCAACACAACGUGCAGUGUAUUUCUGGAAGUUUUCAGGCUAAUUGACGUGUUUUAUGGACUGGUUUUGGGUGCUAAUCGUCAGAAAACGCGUAAAAUAUAAAUGCCUGAAAGUGUUCAUUUAAAAAAAAAUACGGAAAUUGUACUUUCUAUAUUUUUUUAUCUGUACGUACAUGUAACGUGCUGAUCGAUUUCCUACAUACACAUUAGGUAGGUUUUUGUCGAUUUUUUUACAUUCUCAAAGUAUUUGACUAGCGAUUGAGGCUCAGUGGAAAAAUUGGUCUUGAAUUUCACGGUUUUUUUUACAGUAUUCACACUUGAACAUUGACGGGUAAGACAGAUUUAAUUUAGAAAUUCAGAAUCAAAAAAGCUGGACAAAAGUAUUGUGCAAUCUUGAGCAGAGCGAUUGAGGCUCAAUGAGUGAAUAAAUUGGAAAAUUAGUCGCUAUUUUGCCGAACUUUAGAGAAGUUUCCAUUUAGACACCGAUGUUUAACAUAAUUUUGCUUUGAAAAAUCGUAACUCGAAAACCAAACACGCUGUUAGCUUUGGAGACGAAUCGCGAUUUUUCUCUAAUUUUAACAAAAUGCAUCAUAGAUUUAAUUCAAAAAUGUAUAAUUCAGAAUCCAAGCAAAUCUAGUCAAGCACUGUGUAGUACACUUUUCAAUAGAUUUAUUGAAGCUCUGUGAGUGAAAAGGUUGCUAAGUUAUCGGCGAUUCUCAGCCUCAAGAGAGAGCAAUUUAGACUCUCAACUGCUUUUUCCAGCUUAUACAGGAUGUUUCUGAGUGAGUUGGGAAUUUUUAGAAUUGUCUUUCUGCAUGGAAUAUACCUUUGCUUCAUAGAUUAUGUUCGAAUAACUCUUCAAAGAGAAAAAAAGAAGCGAAAGAAACCAAUGCAUGAAAUGUUACUCAAAAUACGUUUUAAAGUAUUAAGUCUGUGUGGUUCAACACAGAUUGCAGCGCUUUCAACAUUUUUGGUACAAGAAGGAUCAAUAUUUUUUAAACAUUAACUGAAUUCAGGAUUAAAACCGUUACUUUUCUCUUAUCUAUUGUUAUACAUGCGAAUACACAGCAUUUUUAUUUUAUUUUUUUGACAGAUAUCAGGAUGAGGUAUUGGGCAAACUACACAUAAACAUAUCUAAAAACAUUUAAUUUAGUCAUCUGUUUGAGUUAAUUUUUAUUGCACUUUAAACACACCCAAAAGUAUUUUUGGAAUUCAUAUUGCAAAUUAAUUAGAAAACAAAGCAGUAAAUAGACAAAACGUAAACUUGAGUAAACUCAACCUGCGUGGAACUAAGUAGUUUUACUCAUACUCACGCUCGUACAUGCGGAUUUAAUUGUUUCCGGGAUAAGAGUGCAUUGUAUUUUAAAUUGAAGAGAAAUGUUAAAUAUCUCUCAGUUCAUAUUGUUGUUACAUUGUAUAUUGGCUGUUUUAGUCAUGCUCUUACAGCGCGAGUAGAAUAACUUAUAACUUGUUUAAAAACACUGAGCGAACUUAAUCGCUUGAUUUUUUAAAUUGUGGAUCCGUACUCAUGAAUCGAUGACCUGAUGCCAACGACAUUCCAUUAGUGUACUUCUCUCACCUCCAACUGGUUACUCAAACUUACAGGUGAUUGAAAUAGAUACAACUCGGUCCUAUUAAGGCUUUAUGAUAUAUUAUAUAAAAUCGAUUUUUUUACAUUUGAAGUAGAGCUAGCUUUAAAUUAUAUAUAUCUUAGGUAUUUACAAUAGUAUGAAGAAUAAAUCACCGCAAUAA
Molecule: messenger RNA, 3302 nt
Organism: Dendroctonus ponderosae (mountain pine beetle)
Lineage: Eukaryota; Metazoa; Arthropoda; Insecta; Coleoptera; Curculionidae
Product: zinc finger protein 91
Exons: 6
Coding region: 58-1539 (493 amino acids)
Cellular component (GO): nucleus
Molecular function (GO): zinc ion binding
Source: RefSeq, a predicted model, not a curated record